AUGUCUCUCUCAAAGCACCUCAACGCCGAUCAGCUCAUCCAGUCUGCAAAGGACCACAAAGGUCACCAUGUUCGCAGCUCCAUCAACCACCAGGCCGACCAUGCAUACGGCGCCCGUUACGGCACUGAUCCCAUCCCCAAGUACAAGCUUCCCUCCAAGGGUGUGGAUGCGGAGGCCGCGUACCAACUGAUCCACGACGAACUCUCCCUCGAUGGAUCCCCGGCCCUCAACCUGGCGUCCUUCGUCCACACAUGGAUGCCGAAGCAGGCAGAUCAGCUCAUGAUGGAGAACCUCUCCAAAAAUCUCAUCGACCAGGACGAAUACCCCAUGACCCAGGUCCUCCAUACCCGCUGCGUCUCCCAGCUCGCUGAUUUGUGGCACGCACCCUCCACGAACCAAGCGAUCGGAACCGCCACUACUGGCUCGUCCGAGGCCAUCCAGCUUGGCGGGCUUGCGAUGAAGCGCAUCUGGCAAGAGAAGCGCAAGGCUGCCGGAAAGUCCAUCCACGAGCCCGGUCCCAACAUCGUGAUGGGCGCGAACGCACAGGUCGCACUCGAAAAGUUCGCUCGCUACUUCGACGUUGAGUGCCGUCUGGUACCCAUCUCUGAGGAGAGCAAGUACCGGCUCGACCCCAAGCGCGCGAUGGACUACGUCGACGAGAACACCAUCGGUGUCUAUGUCAUCCUCGGAAGCACCUACACCGGCCACUACGAGCCCGUCAAAGAGAUGUCCGACCUUCUCGACGAGUACGAGGCGCGCACCGGCAACUCAGUACCCAUUCACGUCGACGGCGCAUCCGGCGGCUUCGUCGCGCCCUUCGCCAACCCCAAACUUGAGUGGGACUUCCGCAUCCCGCGCGUAGUCUCCAUCAACGCCUCCGGCCACAAGUUCGGUCUCGCGUACGUCGGCGUCGGCUGGGUCGUCUGGCGCGCGAAGAAGUUCCUCCCGAAGGACCUCAUCUUCGAGCUGCACUACCUCGGCUCGGUCGAGUACUCGUUCUCGCUCAACUUCUCGCGCCCGGCGCACCCGAUCAUCGCGCAGUACUUCAACUUUGUGCACCUCGGGUUCGAGGGCUACCGCAAUGUCGCGCUCGCGGACCUCAAGAACGCCCGGCUUCUGAGCCGUGCGCUUGAGAAGAGCGGCCUCUUCACCGUUCUGAGUGACAUCCACCGGCCAGUGGAAGGCGUCGCUGCGGCUGUGAAGGGUGUGGUCGGCUUCGACGAAGAGAACAUCGAGAACUACGUCCCGGGAUUGCCAGUCGUGUCGUUCAGGUUCACCGACGAGUUCAGGAAGCAGAACCCCGACGUCCAGCAGAAGUGGGUGCAAGUCCUCCUGCGCGCGAAGGGCUGGAUCGUCCCGAACUACGAGCUCGCACCCAACCUGGAGAACGUCGAGAUCCUCCGUGUCGUCAUUCGUGAAAACAUGACCGCAGUGAUGGUCGACAGGCUCGUCGCAGACAUCCUUGAGAUCAUGGAGAGCCUCCAGAAGGCGGACAGCCCGGUCCACGCCCUCAGUGCGCUGCAGAGCCGCAAGACCGUUGAGGGCCACCACGGUCGCCUGGAAGAAGGCUCCGGCAGCCAGUCGAGCGGGACAUACGCCAAGCAGUGCUGAGUCUGCCUAUCUGGUCCCCGGGUUUCUCUGUCGAUCAUAUAUGGUAUAGCAGCGUGUACGAUACCGCGCCAUGUACCGCGACAAGUAGCUAACGGAUGGUGUACGUUAAGGUGUAACACAGGACGUCUCUGCCACAACG
This is a messenger RNA of Trametes versicolor FP-101664 SS1, 1750 nucleotides long. RefSeq names its product glutamate decarboxylase. Gene Ontology annotation, biological process: L-glutamate catabolic process. The record is from RefSeq and is a predicted model, not a curated record. Lineage: Eukaryota; Fungi; Basidiomycota; Agaricomycetes; Polyporales; Polyporaceae. Gene Ontology annotation, cellular component: cytosol. Gene Ontology annotation, molecular function: pyridoxal phosphate binding; glutamate decarboxylase activity. Bases 1 to 1611 code for a protein of 536 amino acids. The transcript has 8 exons.